AGUCAGUAGACAGUGCUGGCACGGAAGAUCUGCACGGAAAAAAGAAGGCAGUUGUAUGACCAAAACAAAUCAAACUUGUUAUAAGUUUGUAUUACUGGGGAUCAUUGUGUCAGUCUGCUGGAGCUAAUGUAAUGCUGGAUUUACUAAGAGGUUCGAGGCGACGAGGAAUGGCUGGUGGACACUUUCGUAGCAACGUAUGGGACCCAGUGCUCAUCCUGGCCCAGAUCCUGUGCAUGCAGAGCUUUUUCUACACCUCACUCGGCCUGUGGAGUAGUGUGAUUGGCAGUGAUUUGUUUGGAGGCGUUGAUAGGUCUCUGGACCAAGUCUUCAAUAAUGCUAAUCUGGAUAUCCUGGAUAUUAUUGGUCGAACAGCCGUGAUAGCAUUUGCCCUCAAUUCAUUAACAUGUGCUGUGGGGAUGUGGUACAUAGUUCAAAGGACGAAGCAGUGCCUGGAUUUCGCCACAACCAUGUAUUUCAUUCACUUGGUGUCAUGUACAGUGUAUAUGGGAAGAGUCCCGCAGACUGUCUCUUGGUGGGUUGUGAACAUUUUGUGUUUGGCUCUGACCACUGUUUUUGCGGAAUUCCUCUGCAUGAGAACUGAAAUGAGGGCCAUCCCCCUGAACUCUGCACCCAGAGCGGACCUCUGAGAAAACUUCCCAGAGACCCUUACAGAUGUGAUCACGUUUCACCUUGUUCACCUUGUACAUUUGUCAUCAGAUGCGUUAGACAGUUUUCAUUCUGCUUUUUCAUUUUUCAGGUUGUCAUAGAAACUGCCGCGCUCAGGAUUCCUGCAUAAUAAGAGCCGAGUAGAUUUGCCCGCUCUCUCUCUCUCACUGCUUGUAGAGCCUUUAUGACGAUUAGCCUUUGACAAUGCUUGGUGGCUGAUUUCGCAGCCUUAAGACCACUGGCCUCCCACCAGUAUGGUGUGCAUACCACUACUUCACAUGUGCGAAAGCUCAUCAGUAACUUACCAAAGAAUAGUGGUUUAUGCUAGGCACUCUAUUUUUUUCCAACCUGGAAACUAACUGCCAUCUUAUCAGUGAAAAUUCUUGAUAAUGGCAUUAUUAAACGAACAGUCUGGGGCCUCCGUGGCUCAAUUGGUUAGCAUGUAGCGCAGCAUAAUGACCCAGAAGUCUCUCACCAAUGCGGUCGCUGUGAGUUCAAGUCCAGCUCAUGCUGGUAACCUCUUCGACUGUACACGGGAAGGUAUGCCAGCAACCUGCGGAUGGUCAUGGGUUUCCCCUGGGCUCUGCCAGGUUUCCACCCACCAUAAUGCUGGCCGCCAUCGAAUAAGUGAAAUAUUCUUGAGAACAGCGUAAAACGCCGCAAAUAAAUAAAUAAUAAGCACAGGCAGCCUGACAUAAUUUGGCUCUACUUUCCAGUGGGUGAAAAUUAUUUUGUGCUGAAAGUUGUCUAGUAAUGUAUCAAACUGUUAUUGUGAACUUAGACUUAAUACGCUGGCACAAGUAAUGACUUACAAAUCAAGAUAACACAAUAUAUGUACUACUGUAAUUCUUCAGCCGUAUGAUAUGUUUGCAAGAUGUUCAUUCAGCCGCAUUCAGAGGGCAUUGUCAUGUUUCCAUUACUGGAUCCUCAUCAAAUUACACUUUUUGCGAAACAGUGAAAUUGGCCACCACAAGCAAUACAAUUUUGUUUACAAGGGUAAAAUGCAUAAAUAUUGCUGAAAGUUGCUCUUUUAUGUGUAGAAAGGUUGGGGAAUUUGAUAGAUUUCUCAGUGAAUUGAAGGUAUACUGUAUCAAUGUCAUCUGUCCCAGCUGGAGAUAAACUAAAGUGGUGAUGGUUAGCUUGAGUAAUGGCCUAACCAGCGGGCUUGUGUUUCUUGAAAUUUAAGUUCUUAUAAGUGGGUUGGUGUGGGUUUAAAUUAAAUUUUACUGGGAAAUCCUCUUCCCAGAAACUCUUCAAUAUAACAUCAGCAACAUAUUUAUUUAUGUAUUUAUUUAUAUGUUCUCAAGAAUAAGAAGCAACAGUGUACAGCUGUAUGUAACAUAAAAUUUAUACCUGGGAAAGUCUUCCAGCAACCUGUGGAUGGUUGUGGGUUUCCCUGGGCUCUGCCCAGUUUCCUCACACAUAAUAUUAAGGUAUUUUUAUGAAAAGUUGGUUUUUUAUGUCUUAAUAAGCAGUGUAAGAAAAUGUCUGUGCCGGGACAAAGCUUUACAUGUUUAUAUAUUAUGAGAACUCCACAAGACAGAGAUAAAUACGGAAAAAUCUUUGCCUCUUCAGAAACAUCUGUGCAAAUUACAUGUUCUCUUCCUUCUGUGCGACAGUGAAGGCAAGCAUACUGCACCCUGUACAGGCUCACCCCAAAGAAGCCUAUUCAGAGUGUUGUCAGACUUGAUGAUCUAUGUGCAUGUAAUAUAAUCCUCUUCAUCCAAGUAUUAUUAUUGUGAACAUGGAUGCUUAUGUGAUGUAAUCAUGGAUGUUCAUGUAUUGUAAUCAUGGAUGUUCAUGUAUUGUAAUCCUCUUCGUUUCUGUAUUAGGAUUCUGUUAAUUUCUGUAUUGUGAUCAUGUAUGUUCAUGUGUUGUAGUCAUGGAUAUUCAUGUGUUGUAAUCAAGGAUGUCCAUGUGUUGUUAUCAUGUAUGUUCAUGUGAUGUAAUCAUGGAUGUUCAUGCAUUGUAAUCAGGGAUGUUCAUGUGUUGUAAUCAUGGAUGUUCAUGCAUUGUAAUCAGGGAUGUUCAUGUGUUGUAAUCAGGGAUGUUCAUGUAUUGUAAUCAUGGAUGUUCAUGUAUUGUAAUCAUGGAUGUUCAUUUAUUGUAAUCAUGGAUGUUCAUGUAUGGUAAUCCUCUUCAUUUCUGUAUUGGGAUUCUGUUAAUUUCUGUAUUGUAAUCAUGCAUGUUCAUGUAUUGCAAUCAUGGAUGCUCAUGUAUUGUAAUCAUAUGGUCUCUCUUUUUGAUAUGUUCGCCAAGGCUAGUGUCCACAGAAAGGCAGAAGGGUAUUUGUUGUUAUUUUAUGAUGUCGUUAAGAGUAAGGACUGGAUUAUGUGGGAUUGUUCUGAUCAUGUAACAUGACAUUAAAUUUGAGCAUAGAAAUGUAAAGAAAACAAAAAGAAGAACAAAAUUUAAAAAAAAAAACAUAGAUAUACAUAGGCCUAGCUCAUAUUUGCUUGAAACACAAAGGAAAAUACACAUGAUUAUUUUCAUGGAUAUAUUAAGUUGUAAAAUAAUAUUUUUGGCAAACAAUUGCAUUAUGUUUGCAUCGUGUGGGAUGGGGAGUUGAGGGAUGUUUUGUAUAUACAUGUACGUGAUUUAUACAUUUCCUGAUUUUCCCGGCUCUCACAUGAUCAUGGGACGUGAAUACAGAGCAGUUGUAGAGGAAUUUCCUUCCCCAAAGAUGACUGUGAAUUUUGUGUGGGAAUGAAAGCUGAUUUGCACAUUCACGCUAACUAGUGGCCAUCCACCGGAUAUGUACAAAGAAAAUAUGAAACCAUAUCAACUGUGCAAACUUGUUUGAGUAUGAAGAAUUGCUUGGCUGUUUCUGAACUUUUUUAUUAGAUCCUGCAUCUGUGAGAUAUAUAUAUAUAUGACCUAAGUAGAUAUUACUUGUAUGAAAUACUCUUAAAUGCAUACUGUUAUACACACAAACAGAAGUUGAAGAAAUAAACAAAAAUUAUAAA
Liolophura sinensis is the source of this 3632-nucleotide messenger RNA. RefSeq names its product protein SYS1 homolog. Gene Ontology annotation, cellular component: Golgi membrane; trans-Golgi network. The coding region runs from base 132 to 647 and encodes 171 amino acids. NCBI's taxonomy places the organism in Eukaryota, Metazoa, Mollusca, Polyplacophora, Chitonida, Chitonidae. The record is from RefSeq and is a predicted model, not a curated record. The transcript has 3 exons. Gene Ontology annotation, biological process: protein localization to Golgi apparatus; Golgi to plasma membrane protein transport; Golgi to endosome transport.